UCACAUACCAAACCUCACUCAUUUCAAACCAGGGUAGGAAGGACAGAUUGCCUCCAAAACACCUGCACCUUGCCUCUUGGCACAAUGCUCACCACAGCACACAGUAGGCAGCACCAUGCAUUUGAGAAGAGCCCUGGCCACAUGAAGAACAUAGACCGGAAGCUGCAGCAGGCCAUGAGCCAUGCAGCAGGAAGCAAGUACAUGCAGAGGAUCUACCCUCUAGGCAGCAUCCAUAGGAGCAGCUCCAACCUCACAUUGUCGUCCCUCUCCCUGUCACAGAACUCCAAUGACUCCUCACUCAGCAGCUCGAACUCCAGCUGGGAGCCGAAGGUGCCUCUUCUCUAUGGCGGCACGUUUAGCCCCUGGGGCGAUGUGUUCGUGUCUCUGGAGAGGAGGAGGGAAGAUGACAAGACUAGUGACCAUGAUGCUGAAGGGGAGGAGGAGUUUGAUUGCAGUGAGCCAGGGAGCUUGCAUAGGUGCAGUUGGAUCACCAAGAACAGUGAUGAGGCAUACGUUCAGUUCCACGACGAAUGCUGGGGCGUCCCUGUGUACAACGACAACCGUCUCUUCGAGCUGCUGGCGCUGUCAGGGAUGCUCAUAGACCACAACUGGACGGAGAUACUCAAGAGGAGAGACAUGUACAGGAAUGUGUUCGCGGACUUCGACCCAAGCGCGGUGGCGAAGAUGGAUGAGAACGACAUCACCGAGAUAAGCGGCGACAAGGAGCUCAAGCUGGCGGAGUGCAGGGUUCGGUGCAUCGUGGAGAACGCCAAGUGCAUUCAGAAGGUGGCCAAGAAGUUUGGGUCGUUCAGCGGGUACAUGUGGGGGCACGUGAACCACCGGCCGGUGGUGGGCAAGUACAAGCACCACAAGUACAUCCCGUUCCGGACGCCCAAGUCGGAGGCGGUGAGCAAGGACCUAGUCCGGCGAGGGUUCCGCCUCGUCGGCCCCGUCAUCGUCUACUCCUUCAUGCAGGCCUCCGGCAUGGUCAUCGACCACCUCGUCGACUGCUUCCGGUUCCCGGAGUGCGUCCGCCUCGCCGAGCGCUCCUGGGGCAUCACCAACGUUGCCGCCUAGCCGGUCGCGCGCCCGAUGCCGCCGGCCGGUCGAUGACUUGGUUGCUCGGCGUUGCGUUGCAAUUUUUCUUUUCAACACCUUUUUGGGUCACGUUUUUUCCUUCUCUGUUUGGAUUUGGUCAUGCUUGAAGCCUUGAAUUGUGCAACGUGUGCUGUAGAGAGUAAUACUACUAAGUUAUGGUGCA
Molecule: messenger RNA, 1261 nt
Organism: Phragmites australis (common reed)
Lineage: Eukaryota; Viridiplantae; Streptophyta; Magnoliopsida; Poales; Poaceae
Exons: 5
Coding region: 85-1077 (330 amino acids)
Biological process (GO): base-excision repair
Molecular function (GO): DNA-3-methyladenine glycosylase activity
Source: RefSeq, a predicted model, not a curated record